UAUAUAUAUCUAGUACAACAUAGAAAGGAUGUUUUAGGAUUAUGAGUAUUCCUUUAAUUUUUAAGAAGAACAAUAAGAUUCAAUACAUGUACACAAUAGUUAAAAAUAUGAAAUCCAGUCGCUUUUACAUUAAGUACCAUUUCCUCGUAAAUGAACAUACAAAAGAUAAAUGUCAAUAACUAUAAAUGCCUGUUUAAUGUUUCUUUUUUGUUACGAUUAUAUAUGUAAAAUUAGUUCUUGUAAUGAAUACUGCUUAUAGGAAUAAGGAUUAUGUUUCACUUGAAAUAAGUUUGCUUUGAUAUUUUAAAUGACUGAAUAAAAUGCGGACAAAAUAUUUUAACCAUACACGUAAAGAUUCAAGUACGUUACAUACAAUAACUAUAAGAAUAUAUUUUUAAAAACGUAAGAAUUUGUACUUUAGAUAGCAAUGCGUUUAAAAGUUAUUUUAUGAAUUCACUUUAUUAAUUACUGAUUUAAAAUCUCCAUCUCUCCAUCUCUGAUUUGAAAUCCUCUACAAACGCCUUUUAUAGUCGUUCAACUUUUCAGCUCACAGAAAAGAACAUUACGCGUAUUCCUAGCAAUCGCCCAAAGACUCGAACGUGUGCUUCGAUAAAGCUCGCUUAACUUUCAUCGACACAUCGAUAACUUUGCGUUCCAAGAUGUUAUUACGCCCUAGAAUCCCUAACAUAAUUUUAGAACCAGAAUUUCUGUGCAAAACAAUUCCGUCGCUUUGUCACGCUUAACGGCUCAAUCAUCGAAACAUGUAUCAUAACGCACGAAUUAUGAUAAAAAAGAAACUGUCUUUCGAAUAAAAGCAAUCCGUUUCCCAGAUGCGCUUAAGGAUGUACUGGACGUCGACGGAGCAAGUGUACGAAAUACAGCCGCUGGAGGGUAACAGUUCCGCUCAACGUUACACUCAACAGCCGAAACAACGAUUCUCUGAAAUGCCUACUCCGUCGGUUUCGCCGACGUCUUCUCUCCGAAAGCGCGUCUCGGAACUGCCAAGAGCCGCGAGUGCAUCCGUUUCCGGUGCUGCGGGCAUUGUCUGCUCUAAUACGGAUCUGAUAUCGAUCCUAAGCUCGUUAGCGUCUUCCGCGACGGAAAUCAACCGAUGCGGCGAGGAAGCGCCGAGUUCGCAGGACGAUAGCAAAUCAAACUGGCCCGGAAAAACGACCGAACAGAAAGGAAGUCGAUCGAAGAGCUUCCGUUCCAACAGCUUCGACGUGUCGACAUUGCACGGAGCUAAAAGUAAGCUUAGCGGAUCCUCGAAAGCCGCUAUUUCGACCUUUAUGGCACCGUCGAAUUGGUUCACGAAGAGACACCAACCGAAGAAGCCGGAAGAUUUAGUAACGGCCAGUUUAAGUCUCAAGUUCGAUAAAUCGAAGGUAGUGAAGGCGGUGAAGGAAACGUUGGGUAAAAAGUCCCCUAAUAGCGAGGUCAAACACAAAGUCGUAUGGGACAACACUAGUGGAACCAAAGUGGACGCUCAGGUAAGUUGUAUUUCUCGUUACGAUAUCGUUUCUUGUUUAAGAGCCAUCGUAGGUGAAAGGAGGAAUGAAAAAGAAAAUCGUAAAUCGUAAAAUCUCUUCCAGAGAAUGCACUUUAUCGUAAAAAUUAAUAAAGUCAACAACAACGUGAGAUGUCUAAAUGUCAGCUUUAAGAACAGUAGACUUGCCGGCCUUCAAACUUAAAUGUCCUUUCCAGUAGUAAAACUUAAAUAACAUUAACAACGGCAGUAAUAUUCACGCCUACAGAUGGAGGAUAUUA
Messenger RNA from Bombus terrestris (buff-tailed bumblebee), 1767 nucleotides. RefSeq lists its product as uncharacterized. Bases 831 to 1580 code for a protein of 249 amino acids. The transcript has a single exon. The record is from RefSeq and is a predicted model, not a curated record. NCBI's taxonomy places the organism in Eukaryota, Metazoa, Arthropoda, Insecta, Hymenoptera, Apidae.